Verruconis gallopava is the source of this 2531-nucleotide messenger RNA. RefSeq lists its product as uncharacterized. The coding region runs from base 273 to 2375 and encodes 700 amino acids. The transcript has a single exon. Lineage: Eukaryota; Fungi; Ascomycota; Dothideomycetes; Venturiales; Sympoventuriaceae. The record is from RefSeq and is a predicted model, not a curated record.
GCCAUCAUGCGUUCAUUGGUCGAGACCGUCCCUCAGCCGCACGACAUUGUUGUGAACACCUUGAAGCGAAGCGGAUGGAGGAUUGAAUGUGUCCAGCAUACUGUUUUGAUAUCGUCACGAUACGCAUGCUUGAUUUUGUUUCUACUCAACGGUCGUGCUGACUGAUCACGCAUUCUGUCUUCGUUUGCUUCAGGCCUUAGAGACCUCAACCUAAAGACGGGAAUCAUAGUUACCAAAGUCGAGACUUAAUCCUGUUCCAGCUUGAUCCAUUCAUGAUGGAUACUCAGCCCUGUUCAAAUUGCCUGAAGAUGGUGGACUUCGUGAAUGGAAAUCAGCUCAGCCACUGGAUUUCAUCUGACACAGCGUGGACCCAAGUUCCCGCGUUCGAGAGUCUUUGUCAUUACACCUUCGCGGCUAUUGAGCAAUCUACGUCUGGUGGUUGCCCACUAUGUACUAAGCUACAUGCGUGGUCAAGGCAACACAGGAACGAAGACGGGCAUGUAGGACUAGAUAUCAAUGCUCAACCUAAUGUCGCCCAGAAUGGAGUAUGGAAGUUUCGAUUUGGGCUGAGUAAUGGCGAUGGAGAGCGCCUUUCGAAUGACUCCGCUGCCGCGCGACUGACUUUCACAUGUCAUCCUCUCCAAGCAGACGAUCUUGAUACCGGUUCCGGCGCCCUCAACUUGUAUGAUGGCUUCGAAAAGGGCAACUAUUCGCUGCGAAACACUGGAAGUCUUCAGUCUCUACAACGGGUCCAGCGUUGGCUUCAGAACUGUGUCCAAAAUCACAAAGAAUGUUCGCGAGACAGAGAUACUGCAGUGUAUCCACCACGUCUGCUUUGCCUGAAGAACUCCAAGAUCAGACUUGUCAGGGAUACGUCCAGCAUGAUAGGAACUCCAUACGCUGCUUUGAGUCACUCGUGGGGCCCAAAUCCACAGCAACUCAUCUUAACAACGGACAAUCAAUAUGAACUUAGCGACGCCAUCCCAGAGAAUGUCCUUCCACAAACUUUCCUUGAUGCCAUCGAAGUCACGAGAAAACUGGAUUUGGACUACCUAUGGAUAGACUCUCUAUGCAUCAUUCAAGCUGGCAGCAACCACGUGGCAGACUGGCUUGGUCACUCAGCCAUCAUGGGAUCGAUCUAUCAGAACUGUACUGUCAAUAUCGCUGCGGCUCAUGGACAUGAUGCUCGGGCUGGUUGCUUCGUAGAUCGUGAUCCGUGUGAAAUCGCGCCGUGUGUUGUGCAAUUACGCAGAGUGACCAGGAUUGAGGUUGGAGAUGAUGGCGAAUUCUCGCUUUGUCGCGAUGAAGAGCAUACGCCUCAUCUGUUGGUCCCAGAGCCGCUUCUUACGGAUAACGUUGGCCACUUUCACCUCGACACCAGAGCGUGGGUCUGCCAGGAACGUUUACUGUCGCCACGAACCAUUCAUUUCGGUCAGAAGCAGCUGUUUUGGGAAUGCGGCAGUUCGCAAAACGUCUGUGAAACAGUGCCUGGAGGUGUUGCGAUAGACGAUCUGCCCAAGCCAGAUGAGUUCCCGUACAUGGGAGAGGCAAUUGGGGUUGGAUUCAGUUGGGGAACGAUGCGCUUCGAGCAAAGCGUUCCACCGUACAGCUGGAGAUCGCCGUCCGCUGAGCUCCAGUAUGAGCACUGGUUGAAGACGCUCCAUGGAUAUGUCCAACGCAAUUUAACAAAGAGUUCGGACAAGCUUCCUGCCAUUGGCGGAAUUGCACAAAAGACUGCCGAGGUGUUGAACGAUACCUAUCUGGCCGGUCUGUUCAAGUCCAAACUACCAGACGCUUUGCUGUGGUCGCGAGUGCAGAAACACAAGCCGACCGGAGGCCGAAGCCAAGACCAGUUCUUUGCACCGACCUGGAGCUGGGCGAGCUUGAAUGGCGAUCUUGACUUUACUCCUCUAGCAGAGGAGAACAGUAAGCAGCUAUGCACCAUCAUUGCAUCACAAAUCGAGCCACGGGAUGCUAUGAAUCCCUAUGGCCAGAUCCUGACUGCUUCUCUGACCAUUAAAGCGCCAUUUGUGAGGUUCGAAAAAGCCUUGCUUGAUGAUCCGAAAAGCUGGAUAUACCACUUCGCACAGCUGCAACUAAAAGGCCUGGCGGGCAAACAACAACUGCUUUAUUUCGACUUCGACCCCUGCACACUUCAAUGCAGAACUCUUUUUCUGAUUGUUCUUAGAGAGAAUGCACGACCGACGACAUACCCAGGCAGUGGAAAUAUGGAGGAAGCCGGCUUGAUCUUGGCGCCCGUCGUUGAGGGGAACGCAGAGUGCUUUGUAAGGAUUGGGGUUUUCAAAGGCAUUGAAUAUUACGGACAUCAGAAGAAGGCUGAUUACGAUCGAUACGCAGAAUUUACGAUAAUUUGACUUUUGAACGUGGACAACUGGAUCCGGAGCAAGGAACCCGUUUCGUACAUCAAUAUAGGUGGCAAAGCUCAUCACGACGGAGCAACGGCCUAUGAAAUGCUUUUCAUUACUUAAGGAGUCAAAAUUCAAAGCCAGUGCCUUGUGACUUUCCAGCGU